This is a messenger RNA of Lytechinus pictus (painted urchin), 10810 nucleotides long. Its product is annotated as plexin-A4-like. The transcript has 38 exons. Gene Ontology annotation, biological process: regulation of cell migration; semaphorin-plexin signaling pathway involved in axon guidance. Gene Ontology annotation, cellular component: plasma membrane; semaphorin receptor complex. The coding region runs from base 245 to 5848 and encodes 1867 amino acids. The record is from RefSeq and is a predicted model, not a curated record. Gene Ontology annotation, molecular function: semaphorin receptor activity; protein binding. NCBI's taxonomy places the organism in Eukaryota, Metazoa, Echinodermata, Echinoidea, Temnopleuroida, Toxopneustidae.
AGUUUGGUUGCGACAAUGCAGUGCAUUUUCUCGUCCUUCCGUACUUCCGCAAAGACGAAGUCAAAGUUUUGAACUCUACAAAAUGCCUAAAUCUUAUUAACGGUAGGCAUAGUCUUGGUGAAUAGAUGCAUUUUCGGAACUUCCAGAGGCCCAAAUUUGAAUAGGUGACUUGUAACAUACAUGGGAUUCAUAGAAAGCGAUUGAAAUCAUAUAGAUCCAUUCAUUCUGGUUUCAUCCUUCAGCAAUGGCUCAGAUACAUUUCUUCAGGAUGAAUUGGAUGCUGCCUGUUCUUACUUUUCUCAUCUUUCUGACCCAGACCAUCUACUCAGCUCCACUCUCCUCGUACCUGGUAUCAUCCUUUACUCAUCCUGAUGCUGACUCCGACCUACCAUUCAACCACAUCACCAUCAACAACAUCACCGGAGAUGUUUAUAUCGGAGCACAGGAGAGACUCUAUCAACUCAACUCAGACCUUACUCUCAAACACACAGUAGAUACCGGAUCGUGUCGUUCUCCAAAUGAAGAUAAUACCAAUAAUAAUAGACUUCUGGUGGUAGCUCCGUCACCUGAGGAUAUGCUCAUCACAUGCGGUGGGUGUGACGGUUUCUGUGAGACAAGAAACUUGACUAAUAUAUCACAUGAUGUAGAGAGAUAUGACUCUACUGAUACUCAGGAAGUGGUGACCACAUCAGAUGCACCUGAUGUUGGAGCUGUAGUAUUGGGUGCAGACUAUCAAGAAGAUGGAGUUAGUACUGCAGAUGGUGGAUUGUACUUAUUUACUGGGAUCAGUGAUGCAGUGGCAAAUUUACCAUCUAUCUCAAAGCACAAUCUUAUUGACUUCAGUAAAGGCCAACAGGUAUUAGGACCUCAAUCCUCUUCCCCGCAAAACAUUUUCAAACAUUUGAUCCCCUUCAUGGAAAACCUCUACUAUUUCAUGUCUCGGGGAAGAAACAAUCAGAACAGUGCAUACUUAGGACGGUUGUGUCGUAAUUCACUAGACUCGGAAUUUGCAUCCUACACAGAGAUACAACUACAGUGUGGAUCUCACAAUGAGAUCCAGUCAGGUCAUAUAGGAGCAGCAGGAUCCCAGCUAGCUGAUUCCUUCAGCAUGGAGAGUACUGAUGAUCUUCUGUAUGCUGUAUUUGGUAGAGAUGGAUCAUCCGCUCUAUGCAUCUAUAAGAUGAGUGAUGUAGAGCAGAGCUUUUACGAUGCUGUGAAGGGAUGUAUGCAGACGGAUGACCCUACUGAAUAUAACAACAACUAUCUUUCAGGCAGUGUUUGUAGCACAAUUAACAUAGAACCACCCGAUUCAGUUCUAUGUACAGCUUUAAAUAAAGAUGAUGGUGCUGCGUAUCUGUACUACCAGUAUGCCAGUGGAGUAAAUGAUAGCUCUGCAUCUCUCACCAUCCCUCUUGGUGCUGCAUCUCCCACCUCCAUUGUAACAACCAUAGAGAGACAUCAUACUGUUGCAUUCAUAGGAGAUACGCAAGGAAACCUUCAAAAGGUGAAUAUUGUUAACAGCACAUUUGGCUAUGUCUAUGAGACAGUUCCUCUUGGAAGUGGGUCUGUUUUACAAGAGCUGUUUCUUGAUGAAUCUACAGAGCAGAUAACAUUAGCCACAACUUCAGAUCAAGGCUCACAGGUUCUUAAAUUGAAUUUGACAAACUGUGGCGAAUACCAAACCUGUGAUGAGUGCAUUGGUGGCAAAGGAGGAAACGAUGGAGACCCUUACUGUGGAUGGUGUACUUUAGAAAAAAGGUGCACAAGAUAUGAGGCAUGCGAUAUGCCUGAGCAACCAUCACGAUGGUUAUCAUACAAUGCUUUACAGUGUGUUUCCAUCUCUGUACAGCCAGAUAAUCUUCCUUAUAAUCGAACGGACCAGCAGAUUACCAUUACAGUACAACAGCUCCCAGAUCUUCAGGACCCCUUCCAAUACAAGUGUGCCUUUGGUACCUAUGAGGUCGAUGCUGCUACAUCUGGUGAUACUCUCACCUGCACAUCUCCUCCUGAAAACGAAGUACCUACAAUUCCUGUUGGAUUAUACUUUGUGUCAGUGGAUCUAUCAAUUGUGUCAACUGAAACGAAAGCCAAAUUUGUGACCACAGAAUUCUCCUUUUUUGACUGCAGUCACAUCAGAUCAUGUUCAGCCUGUGUCAGAGUUGAAUUUCCAUGUGACUGGUGUGUGUAUGACAACAAAUGUACAGAUGAUAGCAGCUCAGAAUGUCAGACAGGAGAUACAGUCAUCAUUGGAGACAAUAAUCCUGUUGGUACUGGAAAUCAAGGACAGGAAUUUUGUCCCCAGCUGCUUGGAGCAACUAAAUCCUUUCUGAUCCCAGUUAACAUUCCUACUGGUUUCUCACUGUCUGCAAAGAAUCUUCCUACAGAUCCGUCUCAGGGCCUACAAAGAUAUGAGUGCAUCCUUGACAUUGAAGGAGAAGAAGCGAGGGUUGCCAGUGCUGAAUUUAAUGAAACCUACAUUCUUUGCAAUGAUAGGGAGUACAUGUACAAUGAAAAUACUCUCCAGAAGAACAUCAGUGUCUCUGUACAGUGGAACGGUCAAAACAUGAUAGAUGACCAUUCAUAUUCAUAUGUCACCCUUUAUAAGUGUUCUGUUAAUGGUGGAAGUUGCAGUCGAUGUCUUUCCCAAGAAGCUACUCCAUCUGUCUUGAACUGUGGUUGGUGCAGUGAUGACUGCAAUGUCAUUCAGAGUGAAGUUUGCCGGAAUAAUGUGUUUCUAUAUCAGAAUGAGACGCAGCAAUGUUCAGCGCCAGUUAUAACUGAAUUCAAUCCAAUGUCAGGUCCAAUUGGUGGGCGUACCAGGUUAGAAGUCAUCGGAACUGAUAUAGGUGUGGUAUUUGAGGACGUUCUUCGAAUUCAUAUUCAAGACUUGGAAUGUAAUAAGACUGGCAUGGAUGGAUAUUACCAGGCAGGACAGAGUGUAAGUUGCAUGACAAGUAUAUCGACUAAAGUAUUAUCAGGACCCAUUGGAAUCACUGUGAUGUCAGGUAAUGGAAAUAAGACCGGGCAAAGUACUCAAGAUUUUCAGUAUAGGGAUCCUGCGUUAACAGGGUUUUACCCUAUUGAAGGUCCAGUGGCAGGGGGUACAGAAGUCACAAUAAGUGGGGAGAACUUGGACACUGGAAGGGAUAUUACUGCAAGAUUCGGUGAUGCAGAUUGCAAAGUAAUCAAUGUCAAAGGGACUUCUGCAAUCUGCAUGACAAGUGAAAUAUCUGAGAAUAACCAAGUUUCUGAAACGUUAACGAUGGCGUUUGAUGGAGUAGAAAGAGAAUUCAAUGGUUACCAGUUCACCUACAUGCCAAAUCCGAUAAUUGAUGACAUUGAUACCACAGCAACGAUCAUGGCAGGAGGUCUUGAUAUCAUACUAACUGGUGACAGAUUUGAUCUCAUCCAAGAACCCCUGAUAGUAGUUACAUCUCUUGCUACCAAUGCUAGCAAUAGCGAGCUGUGCAACGGAACUGCCACCAUUCUAAUAUGUCCCACACCAAGUUUUCCUGAUAACGAUUCUAGUUCGACCAGAAAGAGAAGAGCACCAGAUUCAAUGACAGCCAGCCUAACCUUUGACUUUGAUGGUUACAUCAUCGAUGGCGGUACAAUAGAAUACUUCCCAGAUCCUGUGUAUUACAGCUUCAGUGAAGACAGUGCAGUAUAUAGCAGUAAAAACCAGCGACUUGAAAUUAAUGGCAUGAAUUUAGACUUGGCGAGUACAGAAGAUGAUGUGCAAGUUUUCUUAGGACCUGAUGGGGAGUGCAAUGUUGAUUUUCUUGAGGUUGAUAUCCUGGGUUGUCAGCUACCAGAAACCCAACCUCAACCAGGAUACAUCAAUGGAACGCUGGGUGCCGGAGGUGCAAGGAGUCUUCCCGCUGUAACAGUAAAGCAUGGGAAUCUUAUUUUUUACCCUGGCUUUGUAAGAUACGCAUCAAGUUCCGGACCCCCAGUUGGAAUCAUAGUUGGAGUUUCUGUUGGGUCUCUGGUGCUAAUCCUCAUUGUCAUGGGUGUCGUUGGAAAGAUCUUGGUCAAACGAAGACAAAAAGCUAUUGAUGAACAAGUCGAAGAGUUGGAACUUCUUGAGAAAAAGAUUCAGAAUCGUGCAGAAGAAGCGUACCACAACUUGCAGGUUGAUAUGACAGAAGUUGAAGAUCAGGUUCGAGAUCUUGGUAUCCCAUUUGUAAACACCCAAGAUUACGCCAGAAACAUGCUUUUCGCUGGUCUAGACAUCCUCCCUGCUACAUCUGAUCCAGAGUACAUGGAUCAAGAUCUUGAACGAGCUAUGAUCACAUUCUCUAGGCAGCUAAACAACCCUGAUUUCCUUAUCAAAUACAUUGAAGAGUUAGAAGAAAGGAGGAAAACGCAUAGAAGAGACAGAGUCAACAUUGCAUCAUUGAUUACAGUUGUUCUGGUGUCUGAAGGGAAAUUUGAUUACUUCACCAUGAUCCUCAAGAGAUUGUUAGAAAGCCAGAUCAGUGAGGCAGCAGAUACUGGCAGACAACUUAAGUCUCUCUUCCGGAGGACUGAAACAAUUGUUGAGAAGCUACUUGCCAAUUGGCUGUCUCUCUGUAUGUACCACUAUCUGAAGAAAAAUGUUGCUAAGGAACUGUACCUGUUGUACCAGUCGAUCAAGAUCCAAGUAGAGAAAGGGCCCAUUGACAUCAUCACUGGGCAGUCAUAUUUCUCACUCAACUUUGACCGUCUCCUUGAAGAAGACGUUCCGUUUGAAGAAAUGACACUGUCUGUUCUUGGAGCCAAUGGGGAGCAUGAGUACUAUGUGAAGGUCUUGAGCACAGACUGCAUCACUCAAACCAAACAGAAGAUACUGGAUGCAGCUUACAGAAGACAACACUUUGUCAAGCAGAGUAGAGCCCAUGAAUUGGAUCUAAUGUGGUACCAUCCUGGUGGAGAACAGAGAAUCUUACGAGAUCAGGAUGAAUACAACACACCCAGAGAUAGAUCCGUGAUCGUUCAAGUCAAUACGCUCCAGAGUGUUGGGGUGACCAGUGAUUGUCGGAUGGCACUGAUCAAUAAGGUUGCCAACCUUGAAGAAGACAAAGGAAACUAUACACCAGUAUCACCUGGAUCAAAGUCAUUUUACAUUUAUGAUCAUAAAGAGAACAGUGAUGUGAGGAACAGAGACUACACCAGAGUACAGACCCAGUUAGAAACAGGUUUCCAAAUCGCUCAUCUGAUCCCAGAAGAUCAGUUACAGGCCAAUGGUAAUCCAUCCAGGACCAAACUCGACAAGGAGUUCUCUGCACCUCAUUUGCUUGUGACAAAGAAAACUAUUGAGCCAUUCCUGAACGAGUUCUUGAAAACGUUAUUUGAGGACCCAGCACAAACGCCAGUUACCAUUAGGAAUCUCUUUGCUUUCUAUGAUAAAAUGGCUUCUACGUACUGCACUGAUAACCCUCAAGACUAUUCAGAAGCCUGGAAGAGUAACAGCCUUCCUCAGCAUUACUGGGUUACUACUCUGACUCAUCCUGGAUACAUCUUUGACAUGCGUCAAUCAAGAUCUGCCGAUCAAAGUGUUUCGGUCUUGGCUAACAUGCUAGACAAUGCAUGUAAGAAGAUCAUACCAGAAAAGAACCAGGACUCCUCCCUGAACCGAGUACUGUUUGUUAAGGAUCUACCAAAGUACAUCAAAACUAUCAGUGAUUACUAUGCGAGCCUGGCUGCCCUUCCUGUACCUACAUCAUCCGAGAUGCAGGGUGAAUACAGAAGACUUGGAGAGGAAUUCUCUGGGCUUUUCAGCCGUGUUGGAACCCUGAAGUUGCUCUACGACUUCACACAUAACGAUGCUGGUGGUUUACUUGAUUCAAUUACAGAACUUUUGUGAGCCGGACCAAAUGCAGCUUCCUUCCAGUUAUCAGCUGCCGUUGUUCAUUGUUUGUAUAUUAAAGAAAGAAUAGUAACACCUCUGCUGUUAAUCGCAAAUAUUUCUUCUUUAUGCAGUAUUUAAUUCUGCCCAACUUUGGCAAAAGGAAGCAAGUGACACAUCAGUCAAAUUUGAGUUAUUGUUGUUUCUGGAACGCCAUCUGUCUGUUGCACGUUCAGGUAAAAGUUGGGGAAGAAAUUAUCGUUCUAUGGAAAGAUAUUGAAGAAAAUAUGUUGUUAAAUUGCAUUGAUGCCUAUGUAAAUGACGAACACACAUUGCUCAUUUAAAACAAAUGGUACUUUAGUAACCUGUUUCCUUUUGCCAAAGUACGGCAGUAUUGUCCUUGGGGUGUUUCACUAGGAGUUAACUGUGACCUAGGGACAUGCUUCAAAACAAACGGGCAUAUGCUAUUUAACGCAUAAUCCGAUUGAUGGAUGCGCAAUAUAGGGCGUCCCGUGCGCAUUAUCUGACCAAUGAUGCGAUGUGUUAUAUUCUGCAUGCAACUGAAAUUUAAGUGUGACUCCAAGUCAUACUUACUUGUGAAACACCUCCCCGGUCUUAUGAAUAAGCUUAAUCCACUCAAAUUCAUGCUCAUCCUCCACACCCUGAGGAGUAUUCCAUCCAAAGAAGGGCCGUGAUUGGCUGGGAUGUAUGGAAUUUGAUUAAUCGUCUCAACAGCAACACCUGCAUCUGUUUUGCAUGAAAGGAAAGUUUAAUUUGGACUUUUUUUAAUGAUACAACUUAAAGAGACAUGGACAGAAAGUUUGUUGGCCUAAUGAUCUCAUGUUUGAAUAAAGAGAGAAACAUAUAUAUUUUCACUCCUAAAAAUGGCAUAGCAAGAUAUUUGAUGAUCAAGUUUAAGCAAUUUGUUAAUUAUGGCCAUAUGUUAAAAAAAACUCAGGCUUGUCGAAGCUUUAACCAUAUUUAAAUUUAAAGAUAAUAUGACAAUUUUUCAAAUAUAUUGAAAUAAUGAAUUUAUUGUUUAUUAUGCAUUUGUCUCUUUAUGCAUUGCUAUAAAAUGAUUUAUACUGAAAUGCUUGAAAAUGACUAUGUUUAUAUGUCAUAUGAUAUCUUAAAUUCUUUCUAAUUUUGAUUAUUUUCUGCCAUUAUUUCAUUUUAUAUUUCAGUCAAUUAAGACUAUGUUCCUAUGUAUUACAAUUUCUUCUUUUUUCUUAUUUUAACUUUUGUACUUUUAUACUAUUGUUGUUUGAUGCUUUACCAGAUAUCUUAGUUAUAAGUUGAGUUCACAGCUCAAUAACAUAAAUUUUAAAGCUUCCAUGAUGAUUCUGUUUGAUAAACUCCAAUCUUCCAGUACUAAAUUUUGAUAUUUAAUAUAAAGUUGUUAUAAACAUCAAUAUUUCAUUAAUGUUCAUUGCCAACAUUUCUUUUUCUUUGGUACUUAAUACUAGUACUGUAGUCUUGACAUGCUAUACUGUAUACGUAGAAGGCCACAGCUGCUUCGUAUUUUUUCUAUAAAUAUAUAAUGCAUAUAUGUCCAUUUUUUCACAUGUGCAUAUUCCUAGGAAGUAUGAAAUUAUCAUUUAAAUUUUUAAUUGUGAUUAAUUGUGAUUAAUUUGUGUAAACAAAUUGAUAUUUUGAAAUCAUGUUAAAUUGUGACACCGACAUUAAAACCUUGAUUAUAACAAAUGUGUUCCUUAUGGCUCUAGUCAAUGAAUGGUAUGUUGACCUAUCAAGGAGUUCAAUCUAUAUUGUAUCAUGAACUGUCAUACAAUCACACUCUCAAACAACUCAAUAUUUUUUACUUUUCAUGUCAUUGUGUGUGUAUUGGGGAUUUUAAUCAUGAUUGUAUUUUCUUUUAGUGCUUUUAUGCAGUUUUUCAUGUCUUAACAAGUUACAUAUAUUGAGAUCUAUGAAUUGAUUGUAGAUGUUUGUUUUGGGAUGGAUGGGUUUACAUUUUAUACAAAUGGGAGCACCUUAUCUAUGGCAUCAAACCCUGGUAUACGUUAAGACAUCUCCAGUUCAAAGGCUUCAUGUAAUCAGACCAGAGAUUGACAAUGACUUUGUUUAACCUGGAUAUUAUAUAUCAUGUAUUUGUGUCCUUUAUUCUUGUUAGAUAUGUAACGUUUUAAUUUCUAUACAAGUGUUGCCAAAUUACCCUCACAAAGUCAUAAACUCGUUUGAUUUCAAUUUGAUUAUUGUCGAUACAUGCAUAUUCAAAACAUCCCACACAAACCUGUGAUAUUCUUUUGAGAAUGAUAGUUUGUUCAAAUCUAUUACCUACUCAAAAUUGUACCUUUUAUCUAUCACAUUUGUUUGUACAAGUCAUUACCUUUUCAUAUGCACACCACUCAAACAGAUACAGAUUGGUAAUGGGCAGUACCUAAUGGUCUCCUACAGUUAGCAGCAUUUUGUUGAUAGAUUAUUCUGUCAAACAAGUGGUUAAUGAAUAAAUAAAAGAACAAAAGGUAAUAACAUUAAAAAUUAGGGCAAUAUCAUAGCUAUGUAUAUUAGGCAGAUGUAUAUGUACUAAUUCAGUGUCUGUUGAAUGAUACUACUUGAGAAAAUUAAUCUGCUUAAUAUGGAAUUCUCUGAUUCCCAUAGACUUUGUUCACGAACCAUUUUUUAUAAGAAAGCUGGAUGCCAGUUAUAGAGCCUACCACUGAGGAUCUCAUCUGCACCCAUUCCUAUCAUGUGUAAUUCCUCAAGAGUUAUCAGUAAUGUGCUUCAAAAACAGAAACUAUUUUUGAUUUGCUUCCAGAAGUGAAUUUCAAGCAAGGAUCUUUGCAAAGUGUUCUUGAGUGAAGACUCAGGAUGAAUGCCAUAUAUAUGAAAUUGACUCAUCAGCAAGCUUCAAUAUAGUUUACAUAUAGGAAAAGUAAAUUAUGCUUUGCUGGCUUUUCAUACUUCACCGACAUGAUAGAUUUUGGGCUGUCCACCAGUUUGAAUAGAUGUUCAUUAUCUAAGAAAAUAUUUUGAUUAGAUAUUUUGUCUGCUGUUUCAUUACAGCCUCAAAUAAUAUUUAUGCAAUUUAAUAUGAGUUCAAUCUAUAUUGUAUCAUGAACUGUCAUACAAUCACACUCUCAAACAACUCAAUAUUUUUUACUUUUCAUGUCAUUGUGUGUGUAUUGGGGAUUUUAAUCAUGAUUGUAUUUUCUUUUAGUGCUCUUAUGCAGUUUUUCAUGUCUUAACAAGUUACAUAUAUUGAGAUCUAUGAAUUGAUUGUAGAUGUUUGUUUUGGGAUGGAUGGGUUUACAUUUUAUACAAAUGGGAGCACCUUAUCUAUGGCAUCAAACCCUGGUAUACGUUAAGACAUCUCCAGUUCAAAGGCUUCAUGUAAUCAGACCAGAGAUUGACAAUGACUUUGUUUAACCUGGAUAUUAUAUAUCAUGUAUUUGUGUCCUUUAUUCUUGUUAGAUAUGUAACGUUUUAAUUUCUAUACAAGUGUUGCCAAAUUACCCUCACAAAGUCAUAAACUCGUUUGAUUUCAAUUUGAUUAUUGUCGAUACAUGCAUAUUCAAAACAUCCCACACAAACCUGUGAUAUUCUUUUGAGAAUGAUAGUUUGUUCAAAUCUAUUACCUACUCAAAAUUGUACCUUUUAUCUAUCACAUUUGUUUGUACAAGUCAUUACCUUUUCAUAUGCACACCACUCAAACAGAUACAGAUUGGUAAUGGGCAGUACCUAAUGGUCUCCUACAGUUAGCAGCAUUUUGUUGAUAGAUUAUUCUGUCAAACAAGUGGUUAAUGAAUAAAUAAAAGAACAAAAGGUAAUAACAUUAAAAAUUAGGGCAAUAUCAUAGCUAUGUAUAUUAGGCAGAUGUAUAUGUACUAAUUCAGUGUCUGUUGAAUGAUACUACUUGAGAAAAUUAAUCUGCUUAAUAUGGAAUUCUCUGAUUCCCAUAGACUUUGUUCACGAACCAUUUUUUAUAAGAAAGCUGGAUGCCAGUUAUAGAGCCUACCACUGAGGAUCUCAUCUGCACCCAUUCCUAUCAUGUGUAAUUCCUCAAGAGUUAUCAGUAAUGUGCUUCAAAAACAGAAACUAUUUUUGAUUUGCUUCCAGAAGUGAAUUUCAAGCAAGGAUCUUUGCAAAGUGUUCUUGAGUGAAGACUCAGGAUGAAUGCCAUAUAUAUGAAAUUGACUCAUCAGCAAGCUUCAAUAUAGUUUACAUAUAGGAAAAGUAAAUUAUGCUUUGCUGGCUUUUCAUACUUCACCGACAUGAUAGAUUUUGGGCUGUCCACCAGUUUGAAUAGAUGUUCAUUAUCUAAGAAAAUAUUUUGAUUAGAUAUUUUGUCUGCUGUUUCAUUACAGCCUCAAAUAAUAUUUAUGCAAUUUAAUAUAACACAUUAUUGGCUCAAAAUGCAAUGCAUUUGUAAAUGUAAGAUCAUGUGUAAAAAAAGAAUUAUAAAGUGUGUUUUUUGCAAAGUGGACAAAUGAACAUUAAAUCAAUGUAAACAUGCAUGUGUGAGGGAUCUUGAUUAUUGUAUUUGUAUUGUUAUCAAGAGUGUAAUGAUUUUUUUUAUGACAGCAUUAUCUAGCUUUCAUACUUUUAAGCAAUAGAAUUAAAACAAAUAUCAUGGUUGUAUUAUAGACCAGGAUUAAAAUUCAUUGAAUCUCGGGAUUUGUUUUACUCUUCUAGUCAUAAAUGCACAUUGUUUUGCCUGACAUUGACUUGCUGAUGAAUACAUUUCUAUUAUUUUGAUAAUUUCUUAAUAGUUUGAAUGCAUAUGGGACAGAUAUGUUGAUCAUUACUUGUAAAGUAUUUUUCAAAACAUGAUAAUAUAUUAAUAUGUAAUAUUUGGUUGAUCCAAAAAUAUGCAUUACUCAGAUUUGUACAAGCUAAAUAAUCUUCCAUGCAAUUAUUUAUCUGUUUUUUUUUAUUGUGAGUAAUUUUUAUCAUUGACGCAUUUUUUAAGAAGGUUGAUUCUCUAAACUUUACAAUUGAAUAAAUGCUACUCCUAAUCGC